AUGUCUAAUAAACAGCAGAAGAAAAGGAAAAAGCCGUCCGAAAUAUUCGAUUUAGAUAACAUAGUUGCUGGCUUAAGAUCGAAUGUUUCGUUCGUUGAGAAAAUCCAAGAGCACAUCACAGCGCUUCGUGAUGUUAAUCUUGAGCACGUGUUGGCUGAGAAAGUUAAGCUCACCGAAGAAGAUGCCUUAACUCUUGCGGCAAUGAAAAUUGGCCACCACGGUAUUAUUGUUUUAAGGGAAGCAUUGCAGCAUGUCCCUGCUAAUCUUACUCGUUGUACGAAAGGUUCGUCUAUGCGUUUUAGCUACGUGCUAAAAAUUUUUAACGCUUUGGCUCUCAAUCGCAAUGGAAUCAACUCGACGCAGUCGACGGCGCUUUCGAAAGAAGACGAUGUUCGAUUGAUGUGCGUGUUUUUGGAAUCGUACUGCCCAGAAUUUUUGUCAAUGAAAGCGUCAACGACAGCGACAAAUACGAACGUGUGGGAUCUUUCAAAAAGAGAACAGAUCAAUUUUAAUAAGUUUUUAACGCCGCCUAUUUCCAACUGUUUACGUUGUCACAAACAAUUGUCAAUGCACAACAACCUGUCAAAGGCAACUUUGUUUACUUCCGAAGGCCCAAUUCCGUGCUCAAAAAUAUCUCUCGAGUGCAGGGACUGUUCAAUUAAAUACGGUGUUGCCAACUACAGCGAAGAAAAAGGUAUGCAUUUUUACCCCGAAGAGUUGGAAGUCGAUGAGAUCGAAGUGAGCAACGUCACAUACAUCGACAGGAAAUUAUAUCGUUGGAUUCCAUCCCUUAGGUAAGGAAUUUCUUUGUUAAAUAUUUAAUAAGCCGAGAACUUAGUAAAGCUGCGCCUAAGCUGCGCCUAAAACCAUUAGGCUAUAAACGGCAGAAUUGCUGGAUGUAACCGCGAACAAUUACGUUUCAUGUUUUAAACUAACUAUAUAAUUAGUAUAUUACUACAUAUUUUGUUUCAUUUAUACAUUUUGUUUUCCACAAAAAGUCUUGCUGAUGUAUUUCAUUUGUCUGAGCUGGCUGCAAUGACGGGUUUCAUUUGUCUGAGCUGGCUGCAAUGACGGGUGCAAGUGCACCCCUAACCUUUUGUAUUCACAACGUUGCCGUUGUAAUUUGCCAAACUCCCUAUUCACGACUUUGAGGGUGCAGGGCAGGUACAGACUAUACAACAGGUGCAUAGGUGAUUUAACACAAACAGAUUUAACACAAACAGAAUAAAAGAUUAUUUUAAAAGGUCCUAAAUUUAUGGUAACCCCUUUUGUUAAAAAUAGGUCAGUAAUUUGCCAGCUUGUUGACUGUUGUCUGUAAUUUAAGUAUGACCCGAAAUUGUUGAUUUGAAAUUGAAUUCUAGCAAUCAUUGUUGGGUGUCCUUCAGUGGGUUUUCAGAGGCAUACAACAAUGUGAAUGCAGAAGAAAUUGAGCAGUUUUGUGCAGUUGUACAUGGUAAGUCAGAAUUUAAACUUUUUUCUAUAAAUUUGAUGUAAUGUCCAGUUUAUUUGGUCAUCUCUGAAUAACAUAUCCAUGUAAUUAGGCUGUUACUCAGUAUAGUCAUUUUAUAAGCCGUGGGAUCAGGGUUUUCAGUUUAGGGAGUUUCGCCAGACUUUUUCAUUUGGCCCACCUAAAUUCGCCAGAGCUUUUAUAUCAAUAUAUAAUCCAUGUGCACGAAUUGAUUGUAAACUCAGGUGCAGUCCACAUAGUUUUAAAUUAGGCUUUUCCCUUUCGCCAUAGCUUCAUCACCAUUAACCAAAGCCUCACACAAAACUGAAAACCCUGUGUGGGGUACUUAGAAUUACUAUGUAUUCAUGCCUCUCUCCUCCGCAGAGGCCUCUGUUGGCUGUGAUCAUGAUAAGUAUUGAGAUACAUUUCACAACACUUUACAUGGAGGAUUUUGGAACACGAGUGGGGCCGCUGGGCGAAGGAGCCUUCAUGCAUAGACAUUGUAGUCAAAGCUGAAAUGGCCUGAUCAGUGCUUUGCUGUAUUUGUGAUGUCAUAUUAGCACUGUUUGGCCUCAGUUGUGGACAUAAAUAACCGUAGUCCCACUUGGGCAAAAGUUUGCCAUUCCUAUAAUUAUUUACUGAUAUAUGAAAAAUGAUAACACAAAAUUUGGGGAGGCAAUUUUGGGGUGCAUUUGCAACUGUUGAGAGUAAAUUACUUCUAUAAUUGUCACUAAUUGUGAAUGAUGUCUGGUUAUUAAUAUAUUGGUCUUUGUCGCCAUAUAUAGGUCAUCCAACGUUAACUGAACCAAUAAGUAUUGAGGAUACAUCGACUGAAAAUGGUGGUAUGUAUUGAUUUUAUUAACAUGAAAAUCAAAACAGCUGAUUCUUGCUCAUUCCUCCCUACAAAUGACAUCUGAGCAACGAGACAAGAAGUUCCAAAUAACUGUCACUACUCAGAUCGCUGAAUACUUGAAUAGAUCUGUUUGGCUACAUUUUAAAUCAAAGUGUGAUUAAAAUUGAAAACAUAUACUUUAAUAACCUCGUAUCCAGCCGGUAUUAAGCCGCAUAUCUCGGUGGGCAAUACUGUUCACCUCAGGAGAACGUUGGAAAUCACCGCCAUGUCAGGAAAACAAUGGUGGAAACUUUUCCUUGAUGAAACAAAACAAAACAAAAGGUUUUCAUUUAAAAAAUGCGGUAAUUUCAAGAAAGAACAAGCAAGUUCACAAAAUUAAGUGUUAAUUUGCAAUAUGUUUUUAAAUGUUUCUGUUGCAUAAAUUAAUCUAUUUGAAAAAACAGAGUGCUUCUAGUGUCUGUAUAUUAAGCAUUUUGCAACAAACAAUAUAGUUUCUAGCUUGCAGUGAUACAUACUGUAAGUGAUAAUAUUGUAAAUAAUAAUGUCACUCAGAGUAGAGACUUUAAUUAACCCAAAUGUUGAGUGGCAAUUGCAGCACUCUCCACUUGAAGAGUAAAAUCGUCUGGUGUUAGAAUGAGUAACAUCCUAAAGUAGGGUGCAUUGCCACAUAAAGGGUUAUUAUAAUGAGGUCUGAAAAUUAUAUAGGUCUGACGAUUAAUUUUAUUAUUUUAGGAUGUUUCUUUAAAACGUUAAUUAAACUUCAAAUUUUAAUACAUGUAUGUGUAAGCAGUAUAACCCUGGUAUAUGAAUCAUAUGUAAAGGUUGUCAGCUCAUAUACAAAAUAUUGUAACAAAUUAAUUUGCCUGGCAUAAAACUCACAGGAAUCUGGUAAAUUGUAGCAAUAAAAUAUUUCUAGAGAACAUUUUUAUUUCAUGGAAAUAUCACAAAAGUAAACACAAAUCAUAACUCUACUGGUAUAUUUUAGAAUUCAUGAUUUUUGUUUUGACCCAACAAGGGUUUUAGUGAUAUGCAGAAAUACUUCCAAAAUCUGGGAGUGUUUGAGUUUCACAUGACCACUGUUUACCAGGGUAUUGCAGGGUUUACCAAGGUAUGUGGGGUACCCUGGAUACAAGGUUACUAUUAUAUUUAUGAGUGCAUUUUUUCACAUGUCAUCAUUGUAAUGCCGACAACCUUAAAUCUGCCAAGUUUAGUUAAUUAUUAAUCAAAUUAUUUACACUUGUAUAUAAUUAUAAUAGGUGUAUCAGGUAUAUUGCCAGGAGAGCUGUCAGCAAAGGCUGUUGCACAAAGUUUUUGGCAUCGAGAAGUAGAGGGAGAACUGCAAGAAAUUGGAUUGCGGGAAAAAUGGAUUUUUGCAAGCGAAAAAAGCAGUGAAUUAAGUGGUACCUAUGAUGAUGCCAUGAAGUUUAUUGAUGCAAUUCGAUGUGAUAGCUUAUAUUCACAUGAAUGUUCUGCAAAUUGCAAAGUCAAAGGUAGUUGGAAUACAUGUACUGUAAAUGUAUGACAAAUGGUGUCUUUUCAACAUGCAUGGAUUUGAGGGGUUAUUAGUGCAUAAUCCUCUUAGGCCCCGUUUACAUGAGACCGGGACGAUUAGUCAAACCGGAAUGAAAAUUGAAAUUGUCAACAUGUUUACAUGAGACCGGUACGAAGAUCACAAAAUUUUCAAUUUAUUCCCCUUUAGAUGGAUUUUGUUAGCAUGUGUUGUUCCAAUGUCAAGGUUACAGCCGAGACCAGUCUGAAAUGUAUUUGUGUUUACAUUCAUCUCAGUCUGAAUUCAUGUCGGUCUGAAGUCAGUCGGUUCGGUCCAGCAGGCGGAAUGACUUGAGACCGGUCUGAGUUAUUUUCAUCCCGGUCUCAUGUAAACAUCUAUUAUAGAUAAUACUAUGACCGAAACGAAGUGGUCCCUGUUUGACUUCGAUCCGGUCUCAUGUAAAUGGGGCCUUAGAUUCCGAACAAGCAAACGUCAGCAGAAUAUAAUGCUGUACAAAAGCACCGUAAUGUUAAAUUAAUAGAAUUUGCCAUUCCCGGCAUCUCAGAAACCUAGACCAUUAGGGGCAUUUAAUAGUCUUGUACUUGCCAAUAUGUGCAAUUAACUCUGGACCAAGCUCAACUCGUUACCCAGUAUUGUUGACGUAACUCAGUUUGAGUUAUAAAUGAAGGCUCACCUCUUGAGGUUUUACUGCAGUGAUGGCAGCAUUCACUGUUCAGGUUUCCCAAUGUUGGCAACUAUGAUAAUAUAGUAUGAUUAAAUAUGUGCCUUUUGUUAUGUGCCUUAAGUUUUCAUUUCCCCCCCCCCCUCCCCUGUAAUUAAUGACUGGUCUUUAAACUCCCAAAAUCUAAUAAACUCCUUAUAAUUUGUUUCACAGAUAUUGUAUGUGUCAACAACUUGAUUUUAGUUUCGACAAAAUUUGCUUUGGGGUGCAUUGACAUAUUGACCAGCUGCAGAGACCUUAUUUAUACAUCAUUUUGACCAGAGACCUAUUGGCCAUUAUAUAAUCAGCAAAUGUAUGCAUCAUUCAAUAUUUUCCAUACUUAAUAUUUUAAUAGCUCAUUUGAAUAUUGUAUAUUGCAUUUACAGGAUGUGGAAAGUUAUUUGUAGCUGAUGGUAACUGGAAGUUGCGGUAUGCUCAUUGCAUGUGGAAGGUUCCAUUGAAGUUACCUGGGUUUGGAGAAAUAAAUUAUCCCAAAAUUUGCCCUUUAUCUCCAAAGCGUGGACAUGCAUUCUGUGAAUCUCACUGCAAACAAGCUAUAUUGCAAGGCUAUCCAAGCGAAUUGAGACCAUUUUUGAAGAAGUGUGGUGUUUCCAAAAAAGAAAUUGAUCAGGGUUAGUGUAAAAUGCUUUAUAUAGGUUAAGUUUUGUUGAAGAACUUAGUGUAGAUCUAGGUUACGUUUCUAUUGAAAAAAGUGUAAAAUGCUUAUGAAGGUUGUUAUAAUUUCUAUUUAAGAAAUUGUAAAUAAAAAAAAUAACAAUUUGAGGAGAAAUUGAAACAAUAUAUUGUAGCAUUUAUUAAGUCACUUGAGGUGUUGUAAUAUUUAGAUACACAAGAUAUUUUAAGUCUGCUUGUUGAUAUUUCUGAAAAAAAGAAAUUGUAGGUUAAAUUUAUUAAUACUGACAUAGUUUAAUUUUUGUUGUCUUUAGAUACCAAUUUUGAGUAUCAGGAAAUGUUUGACAUUGAAAAUAAAUUUAAUGAAUAUAAAUAUUUAGUCAAAUUUUGGUUUGACGUAUCAGUAAUAUUAGGAGUCAAUAAAUAAACCUGCAGUGAAUCAUAAUAGUAUUUAAAUAAGUAUAAUUAAGUAUUUAAAUAAUAUAAGUUAACUGUUUUCAUUCAAAUUGGAUUUUUAUUAUAGCUUUGGAAGAUAUGUCGGCACAUUUCUGCUUCGAAGGUAAGAACAUAAAUAUUUUGUUAUGGUGUAAAAUUACCAUACAAAUGGUCUCAGUUCUAUUGAUGGCUUAUCCAUGUCUUUAUUGUGUGACAUAUCAAUGGCUUUAAAUAUGGUCACUGAUCAUCAGUCAUUGUAAUAAGUCUGCAAUAACUGAUUGCAGACUUAUUUGUACAAUGACUGAUGAUCAGUGACCAUAUUGAUAGAUUGUUUGUGUUCAAAACAAUUGUUGACAAUUUUUUUUAGUAGGCCUCAGUAAUGCAUUAAAUAUCCUGACCUUUUCAUGUAUUUACUUUUUUAGACUCCUCUAUGGAGCAAAUUAAUAAAUGCCUUCAGGAGUGUGGAAAUAAAAGCUGCAGUACAAAUGAAUCUAAUGCUUCAACAUUUCAGGGUAAGUUUAUUAUAAUAUAAAGAUCAAGUUGUUAUAAAUUUCCUUCACAAUAAUGUACCAAUAGAUCUCAGCACAUAUUUAAGUAGCACAAGCAAUUUGAUUGACUGAGCAUAGUUUAUCAAGGUACAGAAUCAGCCAUAAUAUUCCCUUCAUCAGCAGUGCCACGGCAGGUACAAAACGCAGGUUGCAGGUUGGGAAUUUUGCAGGUUGGGAAUUUUGCAGGUUGGAAUUUUGCAGGUUGGGAAUUUUGCAGGUUGGAAUUUUGCAGGUUGGGAAUUUUGCAGGUUGGGAAUUUUGCAGGUUGGAAUUUUGCAGGUUGGGGAUUUUGCAGGUUGGGGAUUUUGCAGGUUGGAAUUUUGCAGGUCGCCAGGAAUUUUGUAGGUUGAUGAUGCAAACUUAAAAUUACACCACUAUAAAGUAUUCUAGUAUAAUUUAAUUGUGUACCGUACUUAUUGCAGUCUGACUCCUUGUCGGCACGUUUAAUAUCAGCCUAUCCUGCUACCAUGUUCCUAGCUUCUGCUCUAAGGAGUGGCCAUCACCCUUGUGAAAACAUUCAAAAUGACCAGAUUGGCUUGGACCUUCAGGGGGACGGAUGUUUCGAUUGUUGCGAGGAGCCAACAUGACGUGGUGGCAGUUCAGAAAAUGCCUGAAUGAGGUGUCUCUCUUCUGCACCCACUUAUGAGAAGCCCAUUCAAGCCCCCAAUUACCGUAUCAUUAGUCGAGAGUUAGUUAACUUUUAACAAUAUUCUAGUAUAAACGCCGCCAGGUCAUGUAGGCACCUCGCCACAAUCAAAACAUUCGUUUCCCUGUAGGUUCAAGCCAAUCUGGUCAUUUUGAAUGUUUUUACGGUGAUGAUGGCCACUAGCCUUAGAGCAGAGGCUAGGAACAUGGCAACAGGGUAGGCUGAUUAGCUGAUAUCAAAAGCGCCGACAAGGAGUCAGACUGCAAUAAAUGCACAACUAAGUUAUACUAGAAUACUAAAAAAGUGGUGUAAUUUUAAGUUUGCAUUAUCAACCUGCAAAGUUCCUGGCAACCUGCAAAAUUCCAACCUGCAAAAUCCCCAACCUACAAAAUUCCAACCUGCAAAAUUCCCAACCUGCAAAAUUCCAACCUGCAACCUGCGUUUUGUACCUGCCGGCAGUGCCACCCUUAAGGCUUAAUUAAUUAACAAAAAUGUAAUAGUACAUUAACAAUUACAACUGUAGAUUUACCUCGAAAGGUGAUCACUACAGUUUGUUUCAUCUGUGAAGAAUCGUCAUAAUUUAUAUUCACAAAUGAAACAGGCUGUAGUGGCAUUUUGAGGUAAGCAAAAAUGUGGGAAUGUUUUUGUGGAAAAGGCAAACUUUUUUGCCGGAAAAAAUUAUGAUAUAAUAUUCCAAAUCCACGUUUUAUCUCCAAAUCCGCAUUUUGUCCCCAUAUUCCGCAUACGCCCUUUAUCCUCACCCGUUGGAACCAUUCAUGUUUUGUCCGGAAAUCUUUCAACUUAGGCCCGUUUCAAACGUCCAACUUUCCAUGUGCUGAAUGCAUUAAAAACAAUAGAUAAUACGUUGAAAUACCUCAUUAUCUGUUGUUUUUUUCAAUGCAUUCGGCAUAGCCAUAGUCCAUAGGAAAAGUUCGAUGCUUGAAACAGGCUUCACAGUACUCACAGGUCAUGGCUAGCACGUGCACAACCGAAAGUUUUUAUUAGGUUUUCAUAAUUGUUUUUGUUUGUGGAAACACCACGUAAAUUUAUUACUGCAAAGCUUUCGAUCCGUAAGCCCGGAUCUUUCAGGUUUUCAUAGGUAUGUAAAAAGUACAGGUUGCGUUACAAAAAUAUGGUCAGCUUUUUGCUCAGGUUGAACUUUGGCGGAUUAAAUUAAUUAUGUGUAUUGUACCAUUUAUUUGACGGACACUUAUCAUACCGGUAUACACUCGUUUUCAACAGGUACAACAGAUUUUCUUACAACAAACCCAGGAUUUCUGAAUGAUGACAGCCUAGAGAAUGAACUUUUGUGCAAUAAAGAUACAGGGGGUCUCAAAAGCUUACAGUGCUGGUCGCGUGGAAUGUUUUUUGUUGUGAGUGGUGGUGGACAUAUAGAGUAUUGGCAACCUCUAUACAGGUAUGUGAGUUCAAAACAUGAUUUCAAUAACAUACAACAUAAAUUGUUAAUUGAACAUGGGGAAAUGUUGUGUAUGUUAUAUUAAAUUGCCGUUUUGUACUAACCGAGUAGCAGGUCCUUGGCUAUAUCAGUAUUGAGAGUUUCCGUGUAAAAAGGAAAUCUGAAGAAUUUUCUCACAAGUAUUUGUUUAUGUAACCUGGAUCAGGGGGUUUCCUGAAGCUGUAGCCUGCAAUCAGGCGGCGUUGGCGCGUAUUAAUGAAAAGUCACACUUGUGUUUGGCGAAAUAUUUAUAAUACCGCUCGCGUGCGAUUUUUCAUUAAUACUUCUCGAACCUUGUAAUUUCCUAUACUAAUUUUUAGAACGAACUUUAGUUAAUGUUUGCCUUAAUACCCUGUUUUGUCUAUUUUUAGGUCGGAGUCCCCAACCCAAGCCUACAUUAUUCUUGUUUUGUGGUUGUUUCGAAAAUUUAAAAUCCUAGUUAAUGAUGGUCAAACCGAAGAGCAAGUCCGAGAAGCCGUAUCGUCCACGUGUAUUGCUUAUGAUAACAUGUGCCAUGUUGACAGUUUAAAAGUAGCCAAAAAAGAUCUACCCUUUCCUUCACCGCUCAACGAGGCAUGGAAACUCGUGUCCAAAGUUAUUGAUCGGCUGCAUUUGAGGAAUCACGUUGAUCCCAAGUGUAAACAACUGUAUAAUGCAGAUGACAAGGUUCCUGAACAGUUCAACACGAUGGCUUGUGAGCAAACCUUUGUGUGGGCCAGCCGUUUCAAAAAGAUUAUUUGUGCAAUGCCUCACAUACAUCAGUUUUUCUUUCUUCAUCGCUUGGUGAAGUAUCGGAACCGUUACACUGAAAAAUGCCACAAGAAUUCAAGAACUCCUGUACUGCCGAGACUGGGAAGAAGUGCAGCGCCGUAG
This is a messenger RNA of Paramuricea clavata, 9101 nucleotides long. NCBI's taxonomy places the organism in Eukaryota, Metazoa, Cnidaria, Anthozoa, Malacalcyonacea, Plexauridae. The record is from the annotation of a GenBank genome assembly.